Messenger RNA from Schistosoma spindalis, 1248 nucleotides. NCBI's taxonomy places the organism in Eukaryota, Metazoa, Platyhelminthes, Trematoda, Strigeidida, Schistosomatidae. The record is from the annotation of a GenBank genome assembly.
AUGUCAAUAAUGAAAGAUUUUGAAUUAGAGAAAUAUUCAAAUGCAUUAGUAUCUCAUCGUAAAUCAUUAAUAAAAUCCGAUUAUAAAAUGACUACACAUUGUAAUAAUGAAAAACGUUUAAAUUUUCCAUUUACAGAUUUUGAUCAUUGGGAUAAAUUCUCGAAAACAAGUAAUAAUAAUAACAAUAAUAAUCCUAAUAAUAAUAAUGGGGAUUCUAAUUCAUUAUCCCAUAUUAAAUUACCAGAACGACAUGUAUUCACUGCAUCCACAGCAUCAUUAAUUGUACAUGUACCUAGUUUAUCUUAUGUAAGUGAAGAUAUAGAUGAAGAUUUAUCCGAUCAUGAAAUUUCUAAAUUAAAUUUAAAUAAUAAUAACAAUGAUGACAAUAAUAAUAAUGAUAAUACUAAACAACAUAAUCGAAUUUGUCCAAUAUGUAAUACGAUUAAUAUAGAUUUACAACAACAAUUUGAUGAUUUUCAUUUAAAACGAUCUUUUAGUUUAUCUACUAUGAAUGUAAAUAUAAACGAUACUACUACUAAUACUACUACUACUACUAAUUAUGAUAAUAGUAGUAUAACUAUACCAAGAUUAUGGGAUAUACUUGAUAUAUUUUCAACUAAUUCAUCUAAAAAUUUUUGUCCAUUUCAUAAAAGUUUAAGUCUACACUAUAAUACAUUUUCAUCCAUUACUAAUACUACUACUACUAAUAAUAAUAAUAAUAAUAAUAAUAUCAGUUCAACUUUAACCAACUCACUUAGUCUACCAUGUUUAUCUGAUUUUGAUGAACAAUUAAUAAUGUUAUCAACAAGAUCUAAUGAAAAUACCAUUUUGCAUAGCAACAAUAAUGAUGAUGUAAUAUACAAUAGAAAUAUUAAUAAUACUCCAUCUAUUUCAAUAGAAUAUGCUGAUAAUAUCUCUAUUACUACAAGUAAUUCACAAGAACAAUUAAUCAAUAAUAAUAAUAAUAAUAAUAAAUUAUCUGGUGAAACUAAAAAUCAUUAUUUAAAACUUGGAACAGCUGGAUGUCCGUUUCGUCCUAAUAUUGUACUCUUCAGCAGUGUUCAUUCAUGAUCCCAUAUGCGGGACUCGAACCGAGGACCUUCGAUACCAGUUUUCUAGCAUUAGAUAAAAUGUGCUAACUGUUGUAUAAUAAUAUUUACCAUGUAAACAUCAGCUGUUUUUAUUUCUUUUCAAAUGUUUGAUUAUUUUAUACCCAUAAGUCUAUAUAUGGUGUUGAAUAGUGUUGAA